GGAACCAGGCCCGUGAACCUCUUCAUCAUCAACGAUGAGACCAACAAGGUGGCUAACAAGAGCGUAACAGUGGCUCUGAAGACGAUCAAGGACAAGCACUCGAACCAAUUGGGAAGAGUCUGGACAGUCCAGGUGAACGAGUCUGACGUGAACGAUACUUUGGAUAGAAUCUGCAAUUCUUGGGAAUCUGCACUGGAUGGAGGAGGAAUGGAGGUUCCAGACUUGAUCAUAGACACCACGACAGCUGGCAUGGGGGCCAAAAUAUCGAAUUCCUUCGCGGCUGCCCUGGGAAUCCCCACGUUGUCCGCUCAGUAUGGCCAAGAAGGGGAUCUUCUCUACUGGAGGAACCUAAACAGUGAUCAGAGAGGAUAUUUAAUUCAAGUGAUGCCUCCAGCAGACCUGAUACCAGAAGCCAUCAGACAGCUGGCGAUCCAGCUGAACAUUACCAACGCAGCUAUCCUCUAUGAUCACAAUUUCGUCAUGGAUCACAAAUACAAGAGUCUGUUACUGAACGUUCCUACAAGACACGUGAUCAACGAAGCUUCUCAACAGGUGACAGAGAUGAGGAGGCAACUGCCUCGUCUAAGAGACCUGGACAUAGUCAACUACUUCAUCCUGGGGGAUGAAAACACCAUAAACGUGGCCCUCGAGGCAGCUGAGUCGCUUAACUUUACAGGAAGAAAGUAUGGCUGGUUCCUUCUGACUCCUGAAAGCAACGUUUGGCCUAGAUGCGAAUGUAGAAACAUCACAGUCCUCUUCAUGAGGCCAGAGUACAAGGACCAGAAGAAGCCAACAGUGGACGCUGCUCUGCCCAAACCACUCGUCUCCUCUGCAUUCUAUUAUGACCUGGUCCAGCUGGGUGUCAGGGCGAUGAAGCUGGCCUUGGACAGUGGAGAAUGGCCUCUGAGACCUAAACAAAUCACCUGUGAUGAAUACAACAACACAAACACUCCUGAAAGAAAGUUAGACUUCUUUGGGAAACUGAAAACCGCUUACAGCAACAUGACUCCAACUUUUGCAGAGAUUCAUUGGGGGACCAAGAAUGGCGAGCAUCAGGCAAGGUUCGAGAUGUCGAUUAAUUUGGUAAACAUUGAAGAGGGGGUGGCUGCAUCCAUGGUGGGCAGUGGAUCCUGGAACGCGAGCAUCUCUGCACCCUUGAAGGUGACCAACAAGGGCAUCAUGAACACGACAGCGGUGAAGAGCUACAGAGUGGUCACUGUAAUCCAUCCUCCAUUCGUGAUGUACAAUGAGGAGAAGAAUGAGUAUUAUGGCUUCUGCAUAGACCUCCUCAACGAGAUCAAGGAGACUGUGGAGUUCCAAUACGAGAUCCGUGAAACGAGCGACAAGCUCUACGGUAAUUUAAGUCCAAACGGCACCUGGAACGGAAUGAUGAACGAGUUGAUUGAAAAAAGGGCUGACAUUGCGUUGAGCUCGCUGUGGGUGACGGCGGAAAGGGAAAGAGUCGUGGAUUUUACCGUGCCCUAUUACGAUCUCGUAGGUCUCUCCAUCAUGAUGCUGAAGACCAAGACGUCCACCUCUCUCUUCAAGUUCUUAACAGUCCUGGAGAACGAGGUCUGGUUCUGCAUACUGGCUGCUUACCUGUUCACCAGCGUCCUGCUCUGGAUCUUCGACCGCUGGUCGCCGUACAGCUACCAGAACAACAGAGAGAAGUACAAAGACGACGAAGAGAAGAGAGAAUUUAACUUAAGAGAGUGUUUCUGGUUCUGCAUGACCUCGCUGACUCCUCAGGGCGGCGGUGAAGCACCCAAGAAUCUCUCUGGAAGACUCGUCGCGGCUACCUGGUGGUUGUUCGGGUUCAUCAUCAUCGCCUCCUACACGGCCAACCUGGCUGCGUUCCUGACAGUCUCCAGGCUGGAGAUACCCAUAGAGACCUUGGAUGACCUCAGCAAACAGUACAAGAUCCAGUAUGCUCCUGUGAAGAAUUCACCUGCUUAUAUUUAUUUCAAGAGGAUGGCCGCCAUUGAGUGGAAGUUUUAUGACAUUUGGAAGGAGAUGAGCCUAAACGACAGCUUGUCAGACGUGGAGAGGGCUCAUCUAGCAGUAUGGGACUACCCUGUGAGCGACAAGUACACAAAAAUGAUGCAAGCUAUGGCCGAGGCUGGGUUUCCCGAGACCACAGAAGAAGCUUUGAGGCGAGUUAGACGCCUAGACUCGAACAACGAGUUCGCCUACAUUGAGGACUCGACCACCAUCAGGUACCUCACAAUGAUAAACUGUGAUCUGGUACAAGUGGGGGAGGAUUUCUCCAGGAAGCCCUACGCCAUUGCUGUUCAACAAGGAUCUCCCUUGAAGGAUCAGUUCAACAACGCGAUUUUGAUACUGCUGAACAAGAGGAAACUGGAGAAGCUGAAGGACAAAUGGUGGAAGAAGAACCCUAAUAAAAAAGAUUGCGACGCGGAGAACAGCCAAAGCGACGGGAUCAGCAUCCACAAUAUCGGUGGCGUCUUCGUGGUCAUAUUCCUUGGUAUCAUUUUUGCCUGUUUCACCUUGGCCUUCGAAUACUGGUACUAUCGUCACCGUGCAAAGGUCACCAAGAUCACUCGUACUAGCCCCAUCAAAAGCAAAUUUACCAAAGUGAAACCUCUCAGAUUCAACCUGCAGCCAACUCCCACGCACGAAUUCCAAGCCGCCCAGUUCAGGUCGAGAUUCUAA
Messenger RNA from Colletes gigas, 2673 nucleotides. RefSeq names its product ionotropic receptor 25a (gene Ir25a). The record is from RefSeq and is a predicted model, not a curated record. The transcript has 5 exons. Bases 208 to 2673 code for a protein of 821 amino acids. NCBI's taxonomy places the organism in Eukaryota, Metazoa, Arthropoda, Insecta, Hymenoptera, Colletidae. Gene Ontology annotation, cellular component: postsynaptic membrane; plasma membrane. Gene Ontology annotation, biological process: monoatomic ion transport; synaptic transmission, glutamatergic; modulation of chemical synaptic transmission. Gene Ontology annotation, molecular function: glutamate-gated receptor activity; transmitter-gated monoatomic ion channel activity involved in regulation of postsynaptic membrane potential.